Molecule: messenger RNA, 1674 nt
Organism: Metopolophium dirhodum (rose-grain aphid)
Lineage: Eukaryota; Metazoa; Arthropoda; Insecta; Hemiptera; Aphididae
Product: nuclear transcription factor Y subunit beta-like
Exons: 6
Coding region: 39-1295 (418 amino acids)
Source: RefSeq, a predicted model, not a curated record
AAUUGUUUUAUUUACCGUUCGCGUCUUGGGUACGAUCGAUGUUCGUUUUCCCCUCGGACUUCACCAUCGAGUCGUCAUUUCGUCUGCCUACUUUUAUUUUUCACUGGGCAUUCAUCGCAAAUACGAUGAGUGUCUGUUUUAUUUGUGAUGCAAAAUUGUACGGUGAACGUACACAGGUGUGUAGCAAUUCACCACAUACUGAUAUACCAUACCCACAAAAAAUUGCUGAGCUUUUGGGAGAUGAAGUUGUGGUCAUUGUAACCCCUGCUGAUCAGAUGUGUAAGAAAUGUACCUCACUUUUGAAUUAUUUGGAUAAGUCUGAAAUUGAUGUGAUGAAUGUCAAAAAUGCAAUUUUGUCAUUUUUACAAAAUAAAUAUGGUAAAUUGCUUCCUGAUCAGGCUGUUAAGGAUGUUGAUAUUGUCAGUGGACACUUAAAGGAACAAGAAAGACAAAAAAAUCAGGUCCAAACUCCAUUAACAUUGUUAAAAACACAACAACAGCAGCAGCAGCAACAACAACAACAACAACAACAACAACAACAACAACAACAACAACAACAACAACAACAACAACAACCAACACAAGUAGAACAAGGUCAGCAAAAAGUACCUAGUGGUCUGACAAUAGGAGUUUCUCCUGCUGCUGCUGUUGUAAUGCCGGUCCAAACUCCAUCAGAAUUGAUCAAAACACAAGAACAAAAAACGAAACAACAACAACAAAAGCAGCAGCAACAACAACAACCAUCAACGAAAGUAUACAAAUGCGGUUUAUGUAUAUUCCAAUCAAAAGUGCUAGAUCAUGUUCGAUUCCACAUGAACUCUCAUGUGAACGAAAAAGAGCCUGAAAAACCUAUUCUAAAUCAAGCAACUAAAGUAUUAACCCCGGCACCACAACAGAAGAAACAUAUCUAUAGAUGUCAAAUAUGUUCUGAAUCCUUUGGUAAUCGAAUUAAUUGCCUUGAUCAUAUUAUAAAAGAUCAUAUUCAUUUAACUCCAUCAACCUCAAAUGCAGAAAGAGGAACUGAAGAUUUUUGUCUGGUUGCAACUAAAGUUAUGGAUCCAGAACUACCCAUGACUCAAGAAAAUAAUCUACAAGCGGAAACUCCUAUGUACGUAAACAUAAAUCAACAGGAUAACAACGAAGGCACUGUCGAAACAUAUAUGAUGUGGAAUGACCAUAUCCCCACUGAAGGAUAUGCAGAUAUUAAACAAGAAGAAGAUACUGAUAACUCUCAGGGAGAUAAUACUGUAAAAGAAGCCAAAUUGGAUAUUAUUCAUUAUAAUAUUAGAAAUUAAACAUCUAUUUUUCAUUUUAUAAAUUAUUAUGAUAAGGAGUACAUUUAACUACAACUCUAAAAAGGUUUGAUAGAUUUUGGAAUACAAGCAAUUCUAUAUAAUGAACAACUUAAACUAUACAAUAACUGAUGGUUAGAUUUAAAUCAAAUUAACCAAAGGUAAUAAUGUUAAAAAAAAUUCCAAACAAAGAAUUAUUUUCUACUUGCAUAAAAGUCAUUUAUUGUUUGAUAUUCGUGAUCUUACAAUAUAUUUUAACCAUGUACUUAAGUUAGUAUUAAAUACUUUUUUUUUAAAUUAUUUUUAAUAUAAAAGGCAAUUUACAGACAUCUAAAUAUGCAUACAUUAUUGUUAUAGUUUUUGUUAAAUCUAUAAUUAUGAU